This is a messenger RNA of Rhipicephalus sanguineus (brown dog tick), 714 nucleotides long. RefSeq names its product papilin-like. Gene Ontology annotation, molecular function: serine-type endopeptidase inhibitor activity. The coding region runs from base 169 to 624 and encodes 151 amino acids. The record is from RefSeq and is a predicted model, not a curated record. Lineage: Eukaryota; Metazoa; Arthropoda; Arachnida; Ixodida; Ixodidae. The transcript has 4 exons.
CCAUCGAUAUGCCUCAAACAACCUUACAUCGGGACCUGUCAUCGAUUGUUUGGUUACUAUUACUACAACCCUAACACACAGGUGUGCGUAAGCCUGCCAUCCGGCACAUGCGCUGCAGGCUCAAAUUUGUUCUCCUCACUGAAGCUCUGUCAGAAAACAUGUAUCCCCAUGACACUGAAGCAUGCAAAGAAGUGCCUCAGGCUUCCUGUCGAAGGCCCGUGCGGCCCUGAAGUGGUUUCUUGGUAUUACGAUUACGGAGGUAAAGAAUGCAAGAUGUUCAACCGUACCAUCUGUGGUGGCCACGGGAAUGACUUCGUGACUGAAACCAAGUGUCAACACAUUUGUCUGCAUACCAGCAGGCCUGUUUGCAGCUUGCCGCCAAAAGCAGGACCAUGCUAUGGCAGUUCACUACACUGGCACUUUAACGACCGCGGAAACAGAUGCGAAGAAUUUCCACGGAACCUUUGCGGUAAAAAUCAUAAUGCGUUUGCUUCGAGCCACAAGUGCAUGCAAAGGUGCAGCUAUAUGAAAGCAGCAAGUGGAUCAAUACGUAAUGAGCACUCGCCGACAAGGAAUGCAAUAGACAAGAUAAGCGGUUUCAAACACCUCGCAACUACAUCCUGAUCGAGAUGAUAGAAGGUGUGCAUUCAAACAGUCUCUGUUAAGAACAAAUAGCGUUACAGUAUGCCAAAACUGGAAAUUAAAAUAUUCACU